AUGGCUAACGCAUACACAACAGAAGAAUUUGAUCAAUACAUGGCUGAGACUUAUAGGAUUGACAAAAGGGUGAAACAGUACUUAUUCGAUAUAGGUUAUCACAAAUGGUCGAUAGCACACUCCAACGUCAAUAGAUUCAUGGUGAUGACUUCAAAUAUUGCAGAAUCUGUGAAUGCAGACGAUAAAGAGGCCAGAGAUCUUCCUAUAUAUGAUUUGUUGGAUUACUUGAUGAAGAUGAUUGGUCGUUGGAACAAUAUAAAUAGGAAUGAAGCAAUUGCGACAUACACAACACUCAGCACAAAAUAUGAAGACCUAAUGAGGGAGAAAAUGAAGGAAUCACAAUGGAUGACAGUAUGCGAUUUGUUCGUGAUGUAUCAUUUUUAA
Molecule: messenger RNA, 384 nt
Organism: Solanum stenotomum
Lineage: Eukaryota; Viridiplantae; Streptophyta; Magnoliopsida; Solanales; Solanaceae
Exons: 1
Coding region: 1-384 (127 amino acids)
Source: RefSeq, a predicted model, not a curated record